AUGGAUAGUGAUGGCCUUCCAUCUAGCUAUGUUUGCAAAGUCCUUGCUUGUUUGGGCAAGUGGCAAACAAAGCUCAUCGGUUUGGCUGAACCGCUUGAUAGCAGGGAUCCAUCUUUGAAGCCGCUGAUCACUAAGGCAGAUGAUGUUGGCAAGUCGCUGGAUUCAUGUGCUGAUCGAAUCUCAGAAGUGAGUUCUGUGGGGAUUGCCUCUGGCUACACGCAUGUGCAACAAGAUGAACUCAAGAACAUCUACAUGGAUUGCAAGAAAGGGCGCCGUGGCAUCAUUAGUUUGCUAGUUGAAGGUUGCCAACACCAUGGCCGCAGUAUGAGCUAUGAGCAGUGUGUGCCGAGAGGCAUUGAACUUGAUGAGCAGGGCCCAGCCUCGUGGCGCUGGGCGCCAAUGCGCGUGCUGGCAGAGAAGACGAAAGCAUUGGCAGAUGAGCACGGGAAAUCCUUUGCCAAGAAUUCAAUGGGCUCUCUCGGGUUGAGCGUUGCCAAUGCAAAUCAAGCGUUCAGCCGAGUGGUAUCCAAGUUUCACUUCACCCUCAAGAUCCCGAUUGCUACCUACGUGCAUGCAGAGGGCCCGGCCACAGCUUCACUCCCGUACCACAGCCCGACACAGCUCUUGAGUGUUCUUUUGGAAAAGUACCCAUGGCUGUUGAUGGGUGGAUGUGAUCAAGAAGAGUGUUGCCGCCAGUUGCUGCUUGCAUUUUGGGACUGCUAUGAGCAAGAGCACCCAGAACAUGAAAUCUUCAAACAGAAAAACCGCGACCGGUUGGGAAAGACAAUCCCCUUAACAAUGCAUGGGGACGGUGGCCGGACCCAGAAAAAGCAGCCCUUAGAGAUUUGCAGUUUGCAGCCAGUCCUUGGGCUGAACAGCGCAAGCUGUGCAAGCGUGAGUUGCCAUUGCCCAACCUCAGUGAAGCAUGGCUCUGGCCAAUUUGGUGACCCGCUGCGUCAAUGCUUGAACAGCAAACACAACACGUACAUGACUCAUUUUUUGCUGUUUGCAUAUCCAUCAAAGAGCUACAAGGAUUUUGCAAAUCUACUUCAUGGGUUGCUUCAGUGUGUUUGUGAUGACCUCGCUGAAGUUUGCAAAUCCGGUAUCAAAACAGCUGGUGGUCGCCACUACUACUUUGCCAGUGUAGGCUUCAAGCUGGACAUGGAAUGGAUGGCGAAGAUAGGCUCCUUAACAAGGAGCUAUCAGAACGUUGGCCAUGUCAACCAAAUCCCUUGCUGCCACGAGUGCGAUGCAGGGGCGCAUAAUGUGCACUUCGAGGAUGUGAAUCCCAAUGCGCGUUGGAUUGCGACAAGGUUUGCAACACUACCUUGGGAGCAUACAGAUCAUACAGGUUCUUUGUAUGGCCAAGCCAGCCUAGGCUUUCCAGAUCCAGAUGGUGGAAAUAGUACAGCGGAUUGUUUGAAGCGUGCCUUCGGAAACCUAUCCUUGUUUUGCUUUGUUAACAAGCUACACCUAGGUGGAAUCAGGGGAUUCAUGCCUGCCAACUUCCAUGCAGAAAAGUCUGCAUUCCCGUGGGUUGGGUGCAAAGGCUCCGACACCGUGGUGAUUUUGAAGUGGUUGGCCUUCCUGCUCAAGCUUCACCUUCAAGAGAGCUCCUGGUCCGCGACUGACCAACAGGUCCUUGAGUGGAUGUUACAAGGGGCAACAUGUGCCCUCAUGUUCACACAAGGAAUCCAUCGCCACGGUGUAUGGUUGACCCGUUCAUGUGCUGUGCAUUUGCGGCGUGCUGUGCAAAAGUUCGGAGGAGCAUACGCGCAAUUGGCCCAACACAGCCUUAGUUUGGGGUAUUGCUUGUUUGGCAUGGUGCCCAAAUUGCAUGCCUAUAUGCACUUCCGGACGGAUCUGGAUGAUAUGCUGAAGGAUGCUGAACGCAACUUUGCUCUCAACCCUGCAGUCUUUGACAAUUCAAUGAGUGAAGAUUUCAUUGGGCGUGUAGCCCGCCAAUCACGUAGAUUGAGUUUCAAAAACAUUGAACGCACAAUCCUUCAGGCUUACCAAAUCAAAGCCAAGUUUUGCUUGGACAAGUUCUCAAAGAACAAGUCUCUAAGGCCAGGACGCCAGAUCAAGAACAGUGGUAGCUGA
Messenger RNA from Durusdinium trenchii, 2103 nucleotides. NCBI's taxonomy places the organism in Eukaryota, Dinophyceae, Suessiales, Symbiodiniaceae. The record is from the annotation of a GenBank genome assembly.